UAAAAAAAAGUUAAACUAAAAAUGGCUUCCUUGUCUUUGGAGUCUGCAGAACAAUCUGAGAAUAGCACUGAGAAUCCUACCCAAGAGGCCGCUCCGGUGAAAGAGGAGACGGAUCCGGAUGAAGUUUCGGAACAAUUGCUAAAAACUUUUCAGAACUCGGCGCUCAGCUUUUCGACCGAUCAAGUAGCAUGUCUGUGCGAAGCCCUUCUACAGGCAGGCAAUGUGGAUCGCCUGUGGAGAUUCCUAUCAACCAUCCCUCCUUCGGCCGAGCUGCUACGUGGCAACGAGACGCUGCUCAAGGCCCAGGCACUGGUUGCUUUCCACCGGGAAGAAUUCAAGGAGCUGUACGCAAUAUUGGAAAGCCACAACUUUCACCCGAGCAACCAUGGGUUCCUGCAGGACCUCUACUUGCAGGCGCGCUACAAGGAGGCAGAGAGGUCCCGAGGUCGUAGCCUGGGCGCUGUGGACAAGUAUCGGCUUCGGAAGAAGUUUCCCCUGCCGAAAACAAUCUGGGAUGGAGAGGAAACGGUGUAUUGUUUCAAGGAGAAGUCUCGGAAUGCACUGAAAGAGUGUUACAAAAGCAACAGGUACCCCACUCCAGACGAGAAGAAAAACUUGGCCAAAGUGACUGGACUCUCCCUCACACAAGUCAGCAAUUGGUUCAAGAAUCGACGGCAGAGAGACCGAACCCCGUCUGGUACCAACAGCAAAAGCGAGUCCGAUGGCAACCACAGCACAGACGAUGAGGCUGACGACAUCUCAGACAAACCAGAGGACAUUGUGGGCUCCACAGCCUCCAUCAUCUCCCUCUCUGGUACCCCCUGCAGCACUGGAGGCCAGAUCUUCCUCAACGGGGCUGGUGGGUUCCUCACCGCCUCCCACCCCUUACUCAUCAACGGGGGCUCCCUGAUCUCCGGGGCAGGGGGUGGCGUCAUCAUCAACGGGCUGACCCUGAGCGAUGGUCACACGGUUACCCUCAGCCCCAUAUCGGCUAACUCGCCUCUGCUCUUCAAUGGAGCGCAGGUCAUAUCCAAAAGCAGUGCGGUUGUGCAGGAUAUGGGUCUGGAGGGCCAGGAGGUUACAGCCAUGGAGGCCCAGCCCAGCUCUGCCAUCUCCCUCCCCCUGACUGAGGACCGUAAGACGGACAAUGUUAGCCUGAUGAACCCCUCGACUAUCCCCACCCUGGACUUCAUCAAUGUCCCAGAGGGGAUGGUUCUCAAAGCAGAGGACAUCCAGACAGUCUCUCCUUCCCCCUCCUCAACAUUCUCCCCCACCUCCCUCCCCUCACUGGUUCUGACUCAAAAUGGCCACCUCUCCGACACCCUCCCGGUCUCUAAGUCAUCCCCGGGCGUGGUCAUCUCCAGCCCUGUAGUGAGCCUCCCCAACCAGCAGGGGGAGUAUGUUGUGUUUGCCACAGCUGGUUCUCAGCUCACCCCCUCCAGCUCCAUCUGCCAGGUGGUGUCAUCCUACAGCUACUCCACCCCACAGGUAUUCUCCCUGCCUCAGGUGGUGCCCUCCAUCCAGGGUGUCCCCGUAUCCCAACUGGUCCAACACAACCCUGGAGGCCAGUGUCCCCAGUUAGUCCCUGUCCCCCCCCUCACCUCCUCCCUCCCCCAGGGCACCCUUUCCCAGUUCCAGGGCCACCAGACUCUGAACAUUGCCCAACCCCUCCCCCAGCAUCAUACUGGUUCGUCUACAUUGGGAGCGGGAUCCACCAUCCUCUCCCUGUCCCAGCUCACCAAUGGACAGCUCCCUCAAGGACUCACACUCCAGCUGGGUAACCAGACCUCAGCUACAAUCCCCAGUCUGACACAGAUCCAGUCCCCACUAGGCCAUCCCCAGAUCAUCUCCUCCCCUACCCAAGUGGUUCCCGUCUCCCAGUCCAAAGAGACAACCCCAGCCCAGUUGGUUCCCCUGCCCCAGCUGGUGCCUGUCUCCUCCGCGGGACAACUUUCCUUCCCUCAGGUCGGCCCGGCCACCCAUUCCCUAUCUGGAGGGGCUUUCCAGAUCCUAGCCUCGGCCACUGGAGGUGGGAUGCCUCAGGGGCCAUUUAGGAUUAACCAGCUGGGACCCCUCCAGACUGUAGGCCCCCCGACCAGCAUGGCUCCUAGUGUCCAGCUCCUCAACUCUGGGGUCAUUCAGCUCCCCUCCGCCUCGCCAGGGAAUCUCCUCUAUGGUGGAAGCCCCAUCCUGAGUUACCAAAACGGCAAGCUGAUCCUAACUAUCCCGGCUGGCAUCCAGUUCGGCAGCCUGCCCAUGAAACCCGUCCCUGAGGCUUCUACCCACCUCACCAACGGAGUAGGCCCCGGACUCACUCUCAACCCUGUCAUCCACCCUACACCUACCCUCAUCCCAGUCUCCACCUCUGUCUCAGCCUCCAACACCCUACAGACGUCCCCCCUCUGCUUCAUCAACUCCUCUCCGCUCUACUGCACCCAUGAGACGGGUGUCCCCACCAACCAGUCCCUCUCCACCACCUCCCCACACACCCUGGACCUCUCUGCCACCCACACCCCUCCCAAUGCCCUCACCCCAGAGAGCAUGCUCUCUCUCAGCCCCAUGUGCAGCGGAGUGACCCCCACCACUCAGCUCUCCCAGACCACCUGGAGCCCUGUCCCCCUCUCCACCUCUGCCAGCCUGACUAUGUUUGACGUCCGUGGGAAGGGGGAUCUACCCGAGGACCCGGCUCUGCUGGGCCUACCUGGAGGCGAGGCACUGCUACUGGGGAGCCCCUCUCCAGAACAGGAUGUGGACAGGGUGUCGCCAUUGGGGGACCCAGAGGAGAUGGAUGGAGACCCCAAGAUCCUCACCCAGCUACAAUCAGUCCCUGUGGAUGACGAGUUGAGGCUGUAAUCCAGUCCCCCCCCCCCUCUCCCCCCCAACCCACAUCAGCAAGACUACAUGUUUACGGCACAACCUCAGUGCUCCCUUGGAUAGGUUUGCAUUGAGCUGUGGACCUGUAUGAGAAAGGUGCUUUGACUCCAAAAAUCCUAGGCGAUGAUCCUUUUGGAUAAACCGUCACGGGAUAGGCUGAUUGUAUGCAACAUGGAAUGACCUGGAGGACGGCCUUGCAUAUAGGCUAGCCUGUUACCUGACUUAUGUUACGCAACUGUCCACUGCUUGGUUUCCACAAUUUUAGAACUCUUAUACUGUUGUCAUCUGCCUCCCAUAAGUCAAGAGCCCUUCCUGUGUCAAAAAAUCCAGUCAGAGACAAAAUGGAGGAGCUGAGUAAAAGUCCUUACUCUCCAAGCGAGGCACGGUUCCUUUUACUCGGCAUCAAGUUCAUUUCUAAGCACAUUCUGCGGCUUUCAUGCACAGGCGUCCCCGUUUCAGCCAACACUAUUUGUACUACAAGGGAACGAAUGCCUUGGGUUUUAGUUGGCGUUGGGUUGAGCAGUACGCCACGGCCAGGUUGUCUUGUUUUAAGUCUCUAAACUCAGCCAAAUUCAGACGCAGCCAAGCGUUAAGUCCUGUUGGACUGGACGGUUCCGAAUGGCUGCUCACUUUUGGUGCUGCUGAGUAUUGCACAGAUUAGCCUCAGUGAACGCAAACAGAAAGUGGGCCGACCGUGACACCAGGAACCCCGGGAACACUCCAGCAUCGAGAUGGACUGUGUACUCCGCUCUGUCAGCAGUGUCACCGCGUCAAGAGCACAGGCUCCUCAUUUAACUACAGGUUGGCGUACAUGCUAAACUUUGUCACGUCUGUUGGAGGAAAACUGCUUUUUUUUACUCUAUGCAAUCAAUGCAUGGUCCUCUGUGAAUAUGGUCAUGUGACAUGUAUUACAUAUGUAGGCCAGUCUAAUUAGGAUAGACCGAUCUUUAGUGAAGACAGGUUUCGUACACUGUCUAACGCGUGUACACUACACUCUGCUUGAUCACAUGGUGCGAUAUUUGCGCCACAAUCGUCCACUAUCGUACACUACAAAUGGUCUAUGAAUGGAAAAAUAUUGUUUUUUUAAUUUUUAUAUUACUUGUAUGGGUUUGAGCUAGACCUAAUAAGUGCCUUAUUAUCUAGUUGGUGGGCCAGUGUGGGUUUUCCUGCCUUUGUAUCUUCACAAGUGAAGAAUGUGUUCUACUCUUCACAAAAUGAAGCACCAUUCGAGACGAGCAACUUCCCACAUUGAUGUGGAAUAUGAGUUUUGUACUAACCCGUAUCCCUCUUGAACUCCAGAGAAACGUAAUGUGAUGCUCUUGGUUGUACGGCCGUCGCUCUUUCAGCAUCACUAACACCUUCCAUGACAUCAUCACCAUUGAGAACUCCCUCCUCAUUGUACGUUUUGCCCAUUUCGUCCAUGUCAUGUUUACGCCUUCGGUGAUGGCCAGAUUCUAUUCUGAAAACCUGCUGCCUUUUCUCUGUUCUUGACGAAUUGCACUCACUGAUCUGAAGCGACGGGAUAGGUCGAAUUAGCUGGUUAGGUUGAGUUUCAAACAGCCUCUGUCUAUCCUGAUAUCAGCAACAGUGAGUCAUGAAGUGCUGAGAGCAGGUGACGGGUCUCCUAGAAUGGAAUGGUAUCCAACGAGACUUGGUGCAGUUCUCUCCAUAAACGUAUAGUACUCACCAUCUCUCCACAAAC
Messenger RNA from Salvelinus fontinalis (brook trout), 4576 nucleotides. RefSeq names its product homeobox protein SIX5-like. Gene Ontology annotation, cellular component: nucleus; transcription regulator complex. The transcript has 3 exons. Bases 22 to 2853 code for a protein of 943 amino acids. The record is from RefSeq and is a predicted model, not a curated record. Gene Ontology annotation, biological process: regulation of transcription by RNA polymerase II. Gene Ontology annotation, molecular function: DNA-binding transcription factor activity, RNA polymerase II-specific; RNA polymerase II cis-regulatory region sequence-specific DNA binding. NCBI's taxonomy places the organism in Eukaryota, Metazoa, Chordata, Actinopteri, Salmoniformes, Salmonidae.